Messenger RNA from Platichthys flesus (European flounder), 4770 nucleotides. Its product is annotated as myocardin-related transcription factor A-like. Lineage: Eukaryota; Metazoa; Chordata; Actinopteri; Pleuronectiformes; Pleuronectidae. Bases 210 to 3503 code for a protein of 1097 amino acids. The transcript is spliced from 18 exons. Gene Ontology annotation, biological process: smooth muscle cell differentiation. The record is from RefSeq and is a predicted model, not a curated record.
GUGUCCGUCUCUGCGUGUGUUUCACUUCCCUUCGCAGCGUGAGACACAACUUGUGAGCGUCUUCUCUCAGAGGAUCUCAGAUUUGAUCACCAGCAGCAAACCGAUAGCAUCCUCCCUGCCGAGCGGCUCCACUGCAACACUUCAACAUUAUUCUCCAGCUGAAGCUGCAACAGAGGAGGACGAGAGCAGAUCUGAUCAACCAGGGAAUCAUGCCACCACUGAAAAGUUCAGCGGCCUUCCACGAACAGAGGCGGAGCUUGGAACGAGCACGGACUGAGGACUAUCUCAAGAGGAAGAUCCGGAGUCGACCGGAGCGAACAGAGCUGAUCAGGAUGCACAUCCUGGAGGAGACGUCAGCGGAGCCGUCGCUGCAGGUCAAGCAGCUGCAGCUGAAGAGAGCUCGACUCGCCGACAACCUGAACGAUAAGAUCUCCCAUCGACCGGGGCCCAUGGAGCUGAUUCACAAAAACAUCCUGCCUGUUCACUCCAUCAUUAAACAGGCCAUAGAGACACAGUUUCCAAAGGCUGCAGGUGAUAACUCAUCAUGUGACAUGGACAGCAGUGACAGUCUGUCCCCAGAACAGCCAGUAGGACAGGAGUCGCCUGCGGCCGUGGGACCCCCGCCCUCUCCACCAGACACCGAGAUCUGCAUCCCCUCUCCCACACAGGACCCUCCUUCAGCUCCUCGUCUACCUCUGCUCUCUGGACACCGACCCUCACUGAAGCUGACCACUGGGGUGACAGCACCAUCUGCCCAGAGGAUGGGUGUGGCCUCUCUCAUCAGGACUAAACCAAACUCUGACCGCUCCGCCCAGAGGCACAAGAAACCAAAGGACAACCAGCCAAAGAUAAAGAAGUUAAAGUACCAUCAGUACGUCCCUCCUGACCAGAAGGGAGAGAAAGAGCCUCCUCCUCCAUUGGACUCGUCUUAUGCAAAGAUCCUGCAGCAGCAGCAGCUUUUCCUGCAUCUCCAGAUCCUCAGUCAGCAGCAGCAGAACUACAACUACCAGGCCAUCCUGCCAGCUCCACCCAAACCUCAGAAAAAUCUGUCUUCCUCCUCCGACUCCAGGACCACCUCCUCCCCGUCACCGCCUCUCGCUGCCCCCCCAGCUGCCCCCUCUGUCCAGGGCCGUCACAGCGAUCAGAGUUCAGCUCCUUUUGAUGGGACACAAGCAGGAUCUCUACCUCCAAACCUGGAUGAGAUGAAGGUCGUGGAGCUGAAGUCCCAGCUGAAGCUGCGUAGCUUGCCAGUCUCCGGCACCAAACCAGGCCUCAUCGAGAGGCUGAAGGCGUACCAGGAGCUGAACGGAGGCAGUGGCACCACCCCCUCUCUGACAGCAGGGGGUAACACAAGGCCGGGGGCGGAAGGAGCAGGAAGAUCCUCCCGUCCUGCUGCAGCCGACAGAGCAUCACAGCAGCAACAGAUCCAGUGCUGCCGGGCAUCCUCCCUGACGAGUCAGCUAGCCGCUCCUCAGCAGCUUGUGACCUCCAGUGGUUCGGUGUCACCAGCACCACCCGUCUCCGUCAGCCUCUCUGACCACCCGCCGGCCACCAGCAGUACAGAGGAGUCCAGCGGCAACACUGGUGCUUUGGAGGAAAUGAUGAUGUCACCUCUCUCCCAGUCGGGGCUUCAGCCAUCUUCAGCUCCUCACCUUCCAAAGACUAUUAAACAAGAGUUCCCAUUUUCCACCCCAGCUCCGUGUCAGUUCUCUCUAAAGCCAGCGUCCCGGCAGAAACACCGCCCGCUCCCAUCAACUAUCCCCACAGCUCCAGUACGGACUCUGGACAAAGACAAGAUGCUGAAGGAGAAAGACCAGCAGAUAGAGGAGUUGACCAGGAUGCUGAGGCAGACCCAGAGGCUGGUGGAGUUGCUGAGGAUGCAGCUGGAGCAUAGGAACCGAGGAGCGCAGGUUUCUGAGCCUGUGGUUCUUCUAAGAGUAAAACAAGAACCUCCUGAUAAGCCUGGUGUCCCCCUCACGUCGGGCCAUCCUCCAUUCCCCCCUCCAACAUCAUCUGCUCCAUGUGACACUAGAGUCACAGUCAAACAGGAAGCCCCUGAGACGGAGGACGUGCAAUCCCUAGACUCCCGUGGAUCCAACUUGCAACCUCAGGAAGCACAGGAGCAAACUCAGCUGCACACGGAGCCACAGAACAAACAGGAGCAUCGUGACUGUGUGCAGCAGAACGCUCUGCAGCGGGCCCAGCGGCACGUCGUUCACAGACUCCUGCUGCGGCAGCAAAACAUCCACAACUGUCACCAGGCGCUGGAGAAUCAACAGAAAGUUUCUCUGCAGAAAAAGAAGAAAUCUCACAAACAGCAGCAGAAGCAACAGUCGAAACUAAAUCAACAGACUCUAGUGAAAGAACAACUGAAGCCGCUGUCACAGCAGCAGCAGCAGCAGCAGCAAACAAAGCAGCCACAGCAAAUCCAGAUACACUCCAAGAUACAUGUGAAGCAACAACAGGUGCUAAUACCAAAGAAACAACAGGUGCAGCAGCAGGCUCCACAGGCGUCUCAAGGAUCGUCCCUCUCUCUCCCGACCUGGUCAGACUCCACCGCGGCCCUGGUCACAGACGGGGAAGGAAACCACUUCCUGAUCGCACUGAGCAAUCGCAUCACUGAGGCACCCGAGGGAAAAGCGACCAAUCACAACACUCUCCAGAAGGUAGAGAACAGAGGACCUCAUGUGUCAGGGGACCGACCACAGCAGGGAGCCGCUCAGUGUGUGUCUGCCCCCCCCAGUCUGCAGCCCCACCUCCAGAACCAGGAGGCCGCUCCCUCGGGGGAAAACCUCCCAUCACCUUCCUCUCACACGCUCAGCUCCAGUCUGGAUGUUUUAUUUAGUCGUCUGUCUCCAGCUUCUGUUCAGACGGCCGCCUCCUCGCCGGAUGACAAACCUACAGAGCAUGAAGAUUUUAUCGACAUCAUCUUGCAGGCAGGAGAGAAGUCGACCUCCUCCAACACAGCACCAGACUCGUCCCUGGACCGUCUCAGUCCAAACUCCCCAGCCUCCUCCCCCUCUCCCUCCCCAUUCCAGCUGAUGCUCUCUCCCCCCGUCUCUCCCAGCUGUGACACCCCCCCGCCCUCUGUCUCAGCGGGCUCCGAGCUUCAGACUCUGGUCGACGCCGCAGGAGAGGAGCCGCACUUCGGUAACACCGGGGGCGGACGCCUGGAGGACUUCCUGGAGAGCACCACGGGCAGGCCUCUCCUGGGGGUGGAGCCUGGAGGCCUGCUGACGCUGAUCGACGACCUCCACAGCCAAAUGCUGUGCACCCCCAGCAUCCUGGACCACCCCCCGUCUCCCAUGGACACCUUCGACAUGGCCCCGGAGGAGGGGCGUGGCCUGGACAGUAUGGAUUGGUUGGACCUCACGAUGGGGGGGGGGACGGGGGAGGAAAGCACCGCGCUCGCCCCGCUCGGCCCCGACACUCCCCCUAGUAUCUUCUCCACAGACUUCCUGGACAGUUGUGACCUGCAGAUACACUGGGACUCCUGCCUGUAGCAUGUAUGUGUAGCAUCAGCACACAGACACACACAUGGAGCUGAUUGCCAAGCUUCAGUUUUUGAUGAAAGCACUUAUCUCUGCAUUUUUACACACGUUUGCUUUAUUGAACCCUCAAGCACUUUGACCUGUAUUUCACUCACACACUGCAGUAUUGACCGCAUACAAGUAUUAGGCAGGUCCUACAUGUGUACUCACUUACAUAUUAUAUCUACUUAGAUAUAGAUCUGGACCCGAUCUGUGCUGAGGCUCUUUAAACUGGGGUCAUGUACCCACAGACAAAUCUACCUGAGGAUACAGGCGCCAUGUUGAUGUGGAAAGGUCAAUCUGUUUAUUUGACCUUUGUCUAAUUAGAAUGCAAACUCGUCCUUCGCUGCCUUUCGUAGUAAAGAAAAUCCAUAUUUGACAACUGCAGGAGAAAGAUAUCGGUAAUCGAUGAGAUUGGGUCAAAGACUGAUUUCCCUGCAACACAACUGUGUAAAUAGGUUGUUUGUAGACGAGCUGCCAUCCAGAAUUUAAAAAUAUUUAAAAACAUAUGAACAGUGGGAGAAAUUAAGCUAAUUAAUUGAUUUGACAUCAUUCUGGAGGACAAAAGACAUGACGUAUUUAAAGAAGUGAUCUAAUCAGAGUUUGUGUUUCAUUCACAACACAACUUUUUCCAAACAACUGUUAUGCAGAAGGUUUUAUGCAGCUGUCACCAGUGCAUCAGGUACUGAGGUGACGGAUGGUGACUCUCUAUUUUUGCAGAAUCACAGAGAGAACAUUACAUUGAUAUUUAAAGUGUUUUCAGAGUAUUUGUCAGAGAAGGGCCCUUUAAUAUGUCACAUGCAGCCAACCGUCUUAAUUUCUCAAAUGACAUUAUUCUCCUGCAUUCUAUGAACAUUAUAAACACGUGCACACAUUUCAUAUUUAUAUAUUUUAUGUAUGAAUGUCUUUGCUAUGACGACCUCUGAAUGUAAACAUGUGGGACUGGUUUGUGCACAUGAUGUAGAAUCUGCAUCUAUAUUCACAACACUGAGUGUUACUGCUUUAGAGCCUCACUGUCGUUUCUCUGUUUGCACUUAAUAAUCAAACAGUGUCAUAUAAAAGGGAAGGGACUGAACACAGUUUGAUUAAAUACCUUCAUAUUAAGGUAUUUGUCAUAUUUUUAGUUUUCAUGGUGAUAACUGGCUGUCCUGUACUGUAUCAGUACUGUGGCCACUGAGGAUUUUAUUUCCCUCUGAGAUUUUACACUGAUAAUUAGGCACUAAAGAUUUAUUAUAAGAUA